AUGGAGCCAUCUCUCAGCAUUAGCUCGGCCGCAUUGUUGCUGCUCUCGGCCUUUCGGCUCGAUGGAGGCUGGAGCACUCGCUUGCGACGGAGCUCUGGAUCCGCACCGCGCACCGAGUGGGAAGUGAACUUGCCGGGAAGCCAUAGAUCCCUGGAACUGGCAAGCGGAAGGGAAGGCGGCAUGUGUUGGGCGGCGAUGAUGGCACAAUGGCUCGAUAAUCUGCACGGGUCAGACAGAUCGUGUGGGGUUUUGGGUUCGUUUCGACCUUCGUCCGAUGUCCAACCUCACUUCUCUCGGGACGAAUUGCUGGAGUUGUUGAGGAACGACUGGAGGCGUCUUUGUAUCGGAUACCUAGUCAAGCAUACACAGGGUUCGUUUUGGUUUUAUCUUGUCGAACCUGGUCAGAUGGAAUAUUGCCACGGUAAUCUUUUUUUGAAACUCGAGUACGAUUCACAGCCACAGAAGGCAAGAUUAGACGAGCCUCAUUCGUAUUUGCCAGUGACCGGCGCUGCUUGUUUUUGA
Neurospora tetraspora is the source of this 522-nucleotide messenger RNA. RefSeq lists its product as uncharacterized. The record is from RefSeq and is a predicted model, not a curated record. The coding region runs from base 1 to 522 and encodes 173 amino acids. NCBI's taxonomy places the organism in Eukaryota, Fungi, Ascomycota, Sordariomycetes, Sordariales, Sordariaceae. The transcript is spliced from 2 exons.